AAUAUCGACUAAAACAUUGUAAUAGUAAUAGUAAAUAUAUACAGGCAUAUACAGCUCAGAUAUACAAUAUUUAUUUUACUACAAUUAUUGAAAAAUAUGUAUAUAAUAACUCAAAAACUUUUCUACGAAGUACAUUUAUUUUAAGACUAGAAAUCGUAUCGUGUAGUUGAAAUUUCGAUAUCCCUAGUUUAAGCUUAAUUUGGUAACUUUAUAGAUUGACUUCCCUAACCUCUUCACAAUUAUUCCAUGUAACAGUGAUUAUGUCGGCAGGAUGGUUGAUAAACAAUUUUCGUUUAGCAUACAGCCACAUAGCUGGAUGCAAUAUGUACUCUUGUUUAUUUAUACAAUCCAGAGAUUAUGCAGCUAGAAAAGGUACAAGAGAAAAGGCCAGAAAGAAGAAAGUUAAAGUUGUUGCUGAAAAAGUUGGGUUUAUUCCACAUAAUGAGAGAAUUUGUAAAGGGGAAAAGGUGCAGCCAAAAGUACCUCCACUUUUGGCAUUAGAUGAUAGCUGGAAAAGGAAAUCAGUGGACGAUGUAUGGAUAGUAAAAUAUCAUCAAAAACCAGUUUAUUCCUUAAAAGAAGCUCUGGAAUGUCAUCGUGAACUACAUCAUCCAACUAUGUACAAUAAACCAAAUGCAUAUGUUAAUGCAUAUAUUGAAUUAAAUUUGCAGCGUGAAAAGAAAACGAAAACAUUGGAAAGGUUUACAAAACUAGUUGAUACGCCACAUAUAUUUCCAUUAAGUGAAACGCGAUCAAUAUUAGCUUUGUCUAAAUCAAAAGAAGAUCAAAACAUUGCUAAAGAAAGUGGAGCCGAUUUUGCUGGUGGUAUUGAAUUGAUUAAACAAAUUCAAGGUGGAGAUUUUUCUUACAAAGAAUUUGAUUACGUCAUAGCUCAUCCAAAUAUUUUACCUGAUUUAAUAGUAAUUAGAGGAUUAUUAAGAAAGAAAUUUCCAAAUAUACAUUCGGGUACUUUGGGUACUGAUAUAGGUAUUCUUAUUGAGAGAUGCAAGAGAGCAAUACAGUAUACUGCACAACCAGAUAAAACCUUUAAAAACUAUGGUGUAAUUGAUGUAGCCUUUGGCAUGCUCGAUAUGGAGAUAAACCACUUGGAAAAAAAUUUUUCCUCCCUUAUUAAUAAUGUUUAUGCCGUGAAACCAAAACGCGAGGGAAUUUUUAUCCCGAGAGUUCAAAUUAGUUGUUCAACAUCAGGGGAAUCUUUUAAAAUUAAUUUUGAAGAAUAUCUUUCAAUGAAAGCUGAGGAAACGGCAAAAGAAGAAGAAGAAGAAGAAGAAGUUAAUACUGCAGUUAUUAGUACACACUAA
This is a messenger RNA of Colletes gigas, 1322 nucleotides long. It is a transcript of the gene mRpL1, whose product is annotated as 39S ribosomal protein L1, mitochondrial. The transcript has 8 exons. The record is from RefSeq and is a predicted model, not a curated record. The coding region runs from base 261 to 1322 and encodes 353 amino acids. NCBI's taxonomy places the organism in Eukaryota, Metazoa, Arthropoda, Insecta, Hymenoptera, Colletidae.